Molecule: messenger RNA, 3267 nt
Organism: Cynara cardunculus var. scolymus (artichoke)
Lineage: Eukaryota; Viridiplantae; Streptophyta; Magnoliopsida; Asterales; Asteraceae
Product: myosin-11
Exons: 14
Coding region: 117-2768 (883 amino acids)
Molecular function (GO): protein binding
Source: RefSeq, a predicted model, not a curated record
AAAAUACCAACAGUGGCUUCUCCCUCACACUUCAAUUAUGGCGCUAAAAUCACACUGAUCAAUUAGGGUUUUCAAGACCCCUUCUCGCAUUUCCAACAUCAAAUUCCUUUCCUCCCAUGGCUACUUCCAAUGGAGAUGGUCAUAAUAAUAAUCUCCAAGGAACGCCUAUAUCUUCAAACCCUAACCCUAAACCUAACAGCAAAGAUCCCAUCGCCCCCGUUGCCGGUGGCGAUUUGUCGGGUAAAUCGCCGAGCCCUCAAGACUUUAUACUGUCAGUGGCUUUAAAACUUUCAUCUCAGCCUUUACAGUAUUCUGACCCUGAUGUCUGGGGCGUACUCACUGCCAUCUCUACGAAAGCCCGCCAACGCCGUCAGCAGGGAAUAAAUAUGCUUCUGACAAGUGAUGAGCAUGUGAUUGGCCGAACUGUAGCUGAUACACGGUUCCAGAUUUUGUCAAAUCAAAUUAGCCAACAUCAUUGCAAAGUAUAUAGGAAGAAGGUUUCUUCAGAAGAUGCAGAGGGUCAAUCCAGACUCUUUAAUUGUGGCUUCUUGAGAGAUACUAGCACAAAUGGAACGUUUCUCAACUGGGAAAAGUUAAACAAGAACAGCCCCGAGUCUAAAUUACAUCAUGGAGAUAUCAUAUCAUUUGCUGCACCUCCUCAACAUGAACUUGCUUAUGCGUUUGUGUUCCGAGAAGUUCUCAAACCUACUUCAGGGACCGAAAGUUCGCCUCUAAAAAGAAAAGCGGAUGAGUUUGGAUCUGAAACCAAAAGGCUUAGAGGAAUUGGUAUUGGUGCUUCAGAAGGUCCUAUUUCGCUUGAUGAUUUCCGGAGCCUUCAGCGGUCAAACACGGAAUUAAGGAAGCAAUUGGAAGAUCAAGUUGCAACCAUUGACCAAUUGCGCAAUGAACACCGUGCAGUGAUCGAGCUUCAUGAAGUUGAAAAGAAAAACUUAAAAGAGUCCAUUUCUAAAACUUAUGUAGAUGAGCUCAAGGAGGCACGCAAUAUGUUUGAAGCAAAGCAGAAGGAAUUAGUUGAAGUCAAUAAAAUAACUUCUGAACAAAAACGUGCUAUGGUGGACCUCAAUGAAAGACUUGAUGCAUCUUUGCAGUCUUGUACUGAAGCAAAUGAAAUAAUCACUAGCCAGAAUGCAUCCAUAAGUGAACUCAAGAUGCUUCUAGAUGAAGAGAGAGAUCAAAGAAAAGACGAUCGAGAGAAGGCUGUGGCAAACUUGACAGCCUCAAUUCAAAGGGUUAAAGCAGAAGCUCAGGAGGAAUUGAAGCGGCUCUCAGAUGCUUCUCUUAGAAGAGAAAAUGAACAGCAAGAAAUUAUAAAUAAGCUUCAGGAAUCAGAGAAAGAAAGGUGUUCAUUGGUGGAGACUUUGAGAUCCAAAUUGGAAGACACUAGGCAGAAACUGGUUGGCUCGGAUAAUAAGGUCCGACAGCUUGAAUCCCAGUUUUCUCAAGAGCAACGGGUUUCUUCCAUUGCUAAAAGAAAGGUACAAGAGCUUGAGCAUGAAACUAGCAGACUGAGAAAAGAACUUGAGAGCGAAAAGCAGGCAGCUAGGGAAGAAGCCUGGUCUAAGGUUUCCGCUCUUGAACUUGAAAUUAAUGCUGCAAUGCGGGAUCUUGAAUAUGAAAAACGUAGGCUCAAAGCUGCCAGGGAAAGGAUAAUGCUUCGGUUUGUAUGUAGGGAAACUCAGCUCCGGGCCUUCUAUUCAACAACGGAGGAGAUCUCUAGUUUAUUUGCAAAGCAGCAGGAACAGUUAAAGUCUAUGCAAAGGACACUAGAAGAUGAAGAAAAUUAUGAGAAUAUAUCAGUCGAUAUUAAUCCUAAUACCGAUAAUGGCAAUCAUAUUGGUUCUCUCCACCAAACCAAAGAACCAAUUGGCUCUCAAUGCAGUGGCGGCGUAAAGGCAUCCGAAUCAACCACUUCCACCAAGCCGCAAGGCGAAAAUCAAGCGGAAACAUCAAGUGACGAAGCCAGCGUGACCGAGAAACACGACUGUGAUGUCCGGAAUCAAGAAACUUGCGAAGAAACACAGGAAGCGGAAUUCGGAAGUUUCGAUCCAGGUGCUAAAGGUGCGUUUGGAUCUGAUAUCGAGGGCGUGAAUACCGCACCGAUUGGAACCGAACAAGUUCUCGAGACUGAAACGCAGGGACUUGAUCAGAAUAUUGAUUUGAAUAAAUUAGCUGGUGAUACAAUGAUGAUUGAUGAUGGUGGUGAAAGGGUUAAAAUCGAUGGCAGUGAGAAUUUGCACCAACCGAAAGACCCAAUUGAAGAAGAUACUGAAGCUGGAGAUACCAUCAGAACGGGAGAUCUUUUGGCAUCGGAGGUUGCAGGGAGUUGGGCUUGCAGCACGGCUCCUUCGUGCCAUGGAGAGAAUGAAUCUCCGGGAAGUGGCGGUGGCUAUGAUAAGGGUACACGCGGUGGUGGCAGCGGUGGUGGAAUGUUACACGAUUCUGCUAGUAUUGCUGCUGAGAGCCAAACUGGUGUCGGAAGGAACCCAGAGCAUGAAGCGCUUACGAAAAUGAUCGGGAUCGUUGCUCCGGAAUUGAAGGACCGGUUUUGUGGCACUAUAGGGAGUGAUAGCGAGAAAGGGGUUGCAUCGAACUCGGAUACGGAAGAUUGCACUGAUGACGAUGGCGGUGAAUCCGAUACCGAGACCCGGGGUCAUGAUCGUCCAUCGAAUAAUGAUCAUAAAGCUGUUGAUGCGAUGGACGAGGAUGAUGACGAUGAUGAGGAAGCAACCCAGCAAGAUUCUGGGUAAAACUGCAUCAAUGGAUUCAUGUAAAGCAUUUUGUAAUGUAAACCCUGUGACCGAACUGAAUCAUGUGGCAUGGUUCGCUUUGAAGGUUUUUGUGGUCGAUUUGGUUACGGAAGUGGGAACCGGUUGAGUGAUUUGAUCCGUGAUGCUAGCGAAAAUUUGAGCCAAACCGAACCGAAACGGACUGCUGGGUCAAGAUGCUGGUCAUCUGUGGUGUAAUUAAUGUAACGAAUCGACCAAAGAUCAGGGGGUUCAUGGUAUUUAUUUAGAAGUUUGAUUUUGUAGCCUUUUAGAUUUGAAAUAUUCACUUUACACCCCGUGUUUUGUGAUUAUUCUUUGUAUGCUUGUAAAUAUGGAGGUUAGAGAAAUUUUAUUUUUAAGAAAUAUUACAUUAGUUUUUUUCUCGAUAACAUACGGAAAUCUUCCGAUGCACGAUUCACGUAUAAAACGGAAAACAACGAUGAAAUUCGUUUGUUUUUUGUUUGGUUUUUAACUGGUAAGC